Chrysemys picta bellii (western painted turtle) is the source of this 1663-nucleotide messenger RNA. The record is from RefSeq and is a predicted model, not a curated record. NCBI's taxonomy places the organism in Eukaryota, Metazoa, Chordata, Testudines, Emydidae.
AUGCAAGGGCAGUUCCAGCAGCCAGUGGAGAUUUCUCCUGAGCUGGAGAAGAGACUCAGUGAUUUCUCUCCGAAAAUCUUUGUUCUAAAGGAGACUCUGAAGAAAUUGAAAGAUACCCUGCCCUCCGAACUGGAGAGAGAAUGGGCGAAUGUGACUCUGGAUCCAGACACGGCUCAUCCCCAACUCGUCCUGUCUGAGGAUCGGAAAGGCGUGAGGCGGGGACACACGUGGCAGCAUCUUCCCGACAAUCCGGAGAGAUUUGACGCUGAGCUCUGUGUGCUGGGCUGUGUGGGGUUCACCUCGGGGCGACAUUGCUGGGAGGUGGAGGUGGGGGAUGGAGGAGGCUGGGCUGUGGGAGUGGCCAGAGAGUCUGUGAAGAGGAAGGGAGAGUUCAUCUUUGGACCUGAGAAGGGGAUCUGGGCUGUGGGACUGUGGAGGAGUCGGUACUUGGUUAUCACCUCUCCUGCGACACCCCUGUCCCUGAGCUGGGUGCCCAGGAGGAUCCGGGUCUCUCUGGAUUAUACACAGGGGCAGGUGGCAUUUUUUGAUGCUGAUAGUGAAGCGCCGAUCUUCACUUUCCCACCAGCCUCAUUCACGGGGGAGCGAGUCCGCCCCUGGCUCUGGGUGGAGAUGGGAUCCCAGCUCAGGCUGUGCCCCUGAGACGCGGGGUGAAAUUCACCGCUGCACCUUUCCUCCAGGCAGAGGCUCCCCCGGCACCUGGACUCCCCGUCUCUGGCCAAGUGCAGGGAGCCUCUGAACUGACACAACCUCGGGUUGCUGGAUGUGAUUAGGGCAGAGAGCCCAAUCCCAUUGCCCAGUCUGGUCCUAUCCACUCUGAUUCUGGAGAGCUCUGGCAAUCUGCCGGGCAGAUAGAGGAAGAGGAAUCCAGAGGGUAGGGACAAAGGUGGGGACUGGAGAGCAGUUUUACUCCAGUGACUUCACUCCUGAUUUACACUAGGGUGGGUGAGAGGGGAGUCAGCCCCAGUGACUCCGGAGGGGUCACUCCUGAUUCACAUUGGAAUGAGUGAGGCCAGGAGGGAAUCACAUCCAAUGGGAGUGACUCCUGAUUCACACUGGUGUGAAUGAGAAGGGAAUCAGCCCCAAUUAUUCCAAUGGGAGACAUGGCUAGAAAGGGUUAAACAUCUGGUGUUUUUUUGUAUUUACAUAUGUAUGAGUAGCGUCUACAAUGUAAUCAACAGUCCCUGUUUAUGCUGUAUUCUGAUAAUUCAGAGGUCAAAAGAAGAUCCUAUCACUUAAAUGAAUUUUAAACACGGGAUAUUGUGUUAUUCAUCUCUCUUUGAAAUGUACUGUGAAUGGUGGAGGAACAAGCAAAUGGCCUUUGUUAAUUCGUAUAGCUCCUUCAAAGUCAUCCUAAUUACCUUGUUUCUCCUGAGGAACUCCAACUUGUCAAAAGACAUGAAAUUGUACAAAAGAUCCUUGGAUCUGGAUUCUGUCAUCUCAGAUCUGCUUAAGCUUCAUCAGGGGAAGUUUGAGUCACAAGAUUGAGGUCCCAGUUAGGCUGACACUCACUGAAGGUGAUAUUGGACAUUGGACUAUAAUCUAGGAACUAUUUCUGAAAGAACUCUUUGCAACCACAAAGCUCACCAUCUCUGCUAUGAAUCUGCACCUCAAUAAAUUGAACUCAUGUCUGUAUGUAUAUUGA